AUGUGUAAAUCCAAGAUCAACCAACAACUCAAUCCUGAUGACCUCAGCAAAGUACAGUCCUUCAACGACCACACCGCCCAACUCGCCUUUCAGUCCACCAAACUCAAGCAAAUUAGGAAGUUCGACCAAUUACGUUCACGCAAGCGCAUCUGCACCAACGACCCUCCAACGACUCAACCAAUUAAGGACACAGUAGUCAACCUCAGUCAACACAGACUCUCCCAAGCCGAACACAAGGUUCUAUCCCUAGGACUCAACUUCGCCGUAGCCCCCAAGAAGAUACCAUUCUCCAACAUCGUGCAACAAGUAGAACCCAAGCUCCGUUUCCUCUCCAAAGCUGCUGCUAACGACAUCCGACUCAAAAUUACCAACGCUCUCGCCGAAGCUAAGCCACCCAAACCCAACCUAUCUAAAGAAGAAAGAUCCGCUAUUCAAGACCUCCGCAAGAACCAAUCCAUCCACAUCCUACAAGCAGACAAGGGAAACGCCACCGUCGUCAUGGACCAAGAUACAUACGAAGAUAAGAUCUGCGACCUACUCAAAGAUAAGGAAACCUACUCCAAACUCAAGAGGGACCCAACCCCGGCCAACGAAAGGAAGAUCAACCAACAACUUUUAACCCUACACAGAUCCGACAUACUACCCAAGGCACUCUACUUUCAACUCAGAUCCUCGUCAGCUAAGUCACCCAUCCUCUUCGGACAGCCCAAGAUUCAUAAGCCGCUUAUCCCUCUCCGCCCUAUCAUCUCUACCCGAGGAUCAUCCUGCUACAACACUGCACGUCAUCUCGCCAAUAUUCUACAACCACUCGUAGGCCAAUCCCAGCACCACGUCACGAACUCUAAGCACUUCAUCGACAUCCUCUCCAAAACCAAGAUCCAGCCAUCCGACACACUCGUCAGCUUCGAUGUCACCUCUCUAUUUACCAACGUUCCUGUAGACCAAGCAUGCGACAUCAUCAAACAACGCCUCAUCUCAGACCCAGACCUCGAAUCUAGGACCAAGCUCACACCUGACCAGAUCCACGACCUCCUUCUCACCUGCCUCCACUCCAACUCUUUCAAGUGGCGCAGCAACUUCUAUAAACAACUUCAAGGAGCAGCCAUGGGAUCUCCACUCUCACCAAUCAUCGCCAACAUCUUCAUGGAACACCUCGAGCACCAAGCACUCAAGUCCGCCGACAAGUCUCCUUCACUCUGGCUACGCUACGUCAACGACACCUUCGUCAUCUGGCCACACAGCACACCAGACCUCCACCAUUUCCUCGACCACAUCAACAACCAACACCCCAGCAUUAAGUUCACCAUGGAGACCGAACACGACAACUCAAUCCCUUUCCUAGACGUACUCAUCACUAAGACACCAUCAGGAUUCCCCUCGCACCAAGUAUACCGGAAACCAACCCACACAGACCGCUACCUCAACUUCCGAUCUCACCACCAUCCAUCAGUCCACCAAUCAGUCUCCAACUCACUCAUCAGACGAGCCCACCAACUUAGUGAUAAAGCACAUCUCCAGCAAGAACUCAAGCACAUCACGCACGCACUUACUUCCAUCAACCAGUACCCAAGAAGGAAAAUCAACACCCGAGCUCCCUACCACAAGACCAGCACCACCGGAACCCAACCUGAUACUAAGCCCACCGCCACCAUCGCACUUCCCUACAUCGGCAAGACAUCACACCGACUACAACGCAUCCUCCGCUCAGCCAACAUCCUCGUCAGACACCAAUCCAACCACAAGCUUUACUCCACUCUUCACUCUCACAAGGACAAGCACCCAUCCAACAAACAACCAGGCGUCUACAAGAUUCCCUGCGAUUGCGGCAAAGUCUACAUUGGAGAAACCGGCCGCGAUUUCGACACCCGACUAAAAGAACACAAGACCCACCACCGACGCAGCGACUGGGACAAGUCAGCCAUCGUCAAGCACGCACAACAAGAGCUCCACCACAUUCACUGGGAUAAAAGUCACCUCAUCACCCCCAUCCGACAUUGGCACACCCGAAGAGUCCGAGAAGCCAUCGAGAUCCACCAACACAACACCGUACCCCAAGACCCAGGCCUUCACAUCAACAGUAUCUGGCACCCAAUCCUCCCUCACCAUCCUACUUCCGACCAAUCUUCAACCAACUCCACAACCAACACGCUAACCACCAACACUUCACCAAUCCAUCCAUCCGUUAGCCCGGACACCACCUACAACCACCCAACCACACCCACUCAAUCAAGCACCACACGUUCUCAACUAGCCACUUCACCCACACAAGCACCGCCCACGCCCACACCUCGCUACAACCUACGCCAACGCCGAAACCGCCGACCAACACACACAGACCGACACCACUAAUAGCCAUCCUCACCGCCGAUCGAUACACCCACUCAACGACCGACACAACCCCCCCGCUACCCCGCCGACACCCACCACACGACGUCCGCAUAGCCGCCGCCCACUCGUUUCCCGCCAAUUCACACAACCGCGCGCCACCACCGACAGCUGCCUGCCAACCUGCCGAGCCCGCCGGCCCAGUGCUUUCCCCCAAGUCCGCAUCCACGCCAUAAGAACCGCCGCACGCCUAGCGAACACUCACUCCUGAAGACGGACAGUCAACCUGUCCGAAACGUCGAGUCUACUCUCCUGCUCCUG
Molecule: messenger RNA, 2646 nt
Organism: Strongylocentrotus purpuratus (purple sea urchin)
Lineage: Eukaryota; Metazoa; Echinodermata; Echinoidea; Camarodonta; Strongylocentrotidae
Exons: 2
Coding region: 1-2349 (782 amino acids)
Source: RefSeq, a predicted model, not a curated record